This is a messenger RNA of Fomitopsis serialis, 719 nucleotides long. RefSeq lists its product as uncharacterized. The transcript is spliced from 5 exons. The record is from RefSeq and is a predicted model, not a curated record. Bases 84 to 467 code for a protein of 127 amino acids. NCBI's taxonomy places the organism in Eukaryota, Fungi, Basidiomycota, Agaricomycetes, Polyporales, Fomitopsidaceae.
CGCUGGGGCUUCGCGCGACCUUCUCGGACGGCCGCACCGACCGCUCGGAAUGAAUGCAGUAGGUGAUAAAUUGGGAAGAUCUGAUGCCCCCACAGAGUUCCCCGCGGACCAUAUAUUACGACACGCCAGUAGAGCCUCAUUGGUGCUUCGUCGACGGCCUCAGAACCAACUCAGAACCCUCUUCCCGGGCCCGGGCCCCGUCGGAGACUUGCGAUCUUGUACGCAUGCCGUGUGCUGUGGAUUCCGUGGAGUGUGGACCAUUUGAAGAGUCGACAUCUUUAUGUCAUGCAGUGUUAGGAUGGCCUGUGUAUGAUCCGGCGACUACAUUCGUGCCGGCGUGUGGGGCUACCUUCAAGCUGCCCGAUAUGACACCACGUGCCAUUAAUCCAAGUCAGAAUCAAUGUUGCUGUGCGGGUGUAACCAUGUUACAGAAAUCUCGCCGGAUGCGACCACUUGCCGCGCUGUGAAUCACAUUGAACCGCUUGCAGUUUCGUUGGUCCCUGACAUGCUAUCCGCGAGCUACGAGAUUAUCUCAAGGAGCGUGCAUCCCAGUGAUCCAGCAGCGGCCCCGACAUGGCGAUUAGGAUUGCGUCCGGAUGUCCGCAGCGUUCCCGCGAGCGAGAUCGUCGCCCGUGGAUUGUUUAACCAUGUCGCCUGUCACGUAUUCUGAUAUUCAUCCCGCUAUAUAUUGGUGUCAAUGCAUUACCGUCUAUUAGAAC